GAGUUAGCUGGCUCUAUCUAUAUAGUCAGACUCAAAAACUGUACCUCACUGGACAGCCAUGUGGUUUGAGGCAGUGCUGUUUCUCGGCAUUCUAGCGUAUGGUUCAACCCAGGAAUGUUACACGCGUCCAUUGUGCGAAGGUGACUCCUUUAUCGCCAACAGUGCUAGAGAAUGUUGCUCGGACACCGAUGAAGGUGUCUCCUUCUCCGAAGAUGGAACAUCCUGUACUAUCCCGCAGUGCAUUGUCCAUGGUUUUCACAAAUCAUCUUACAAUGUGACUGAGGGACUAAGACUGCAUACAACAUUUGGACCCAAUGUGAAAGGAGUUUCUCGGUUGCCAUUAGUGUUCCAUGGAACAAUAUCUGUGGUUGAGAAUACAGCAACAUCAAGUGACUAUGAGAGAAUUUUGAACAUUCCUACAAGUGCAUCUGGAAAUACAUCACUGACAUUUGUCCCACAUGAUGAUGACAUCACUCUGGAGUAUGAUGACAAGGUCACUCUGACAUUUACGCCUCAAGACCCACUCCUAAUUGAUACCAUCGAGGAUGCUGGAGAAUUUGUUAGGCAUAUAGUCACAGUCAACAUCAUUGACGCUGACAAGCUUGAGAUAUACUUUGAGGAGACGGCCUAUUCUGUGGGGGAAAAUGAUACAGCAGAGACCAUGCCGAUCAGAGUUCAAUUCACCAAGACGACCCAAAGUCCAUUUACUUUUACAGUGAGUGCCAUCUCCAUUGAUGUGGCAGAGUCUCUCGGCAUUGGUGGCUUGAUCCCUCGCUUAGUGACUUUCAGAGCUAACCCAGGCUCUGAUUUCACAGCAAGAAAUAUCACAAUUACAAUCCCUCCUAUGGAAGGUGGUACAUAUGAACUUCCCCGUGUCUUUCAGAUCAGUGACGAUACUAUAAAUGAGUAUGAUGAGAGUUUGGCUCUAGUAGUAGAGGUAGGAACUGACACUCCAGAUAGCAUGGUCUGCUUCUUUAGAGAUGCCAGUGACACUACCUGCCAUGGAAGAAUUGGAGCAGUACCUGUAGUUAUAAAAGAUAAUGAUGCCCGUACAUUAAUUGGGUUUGCUCAAAGGCGUCAGACAGUAUCAGAGAGUGGUACUCCUCCUGGGGCUGAUGGAUAUACCAUAAGAGUGAGAGUUAACUCCAUUGGCUCUGAGAGAAGAGACUAUCCUGUCCGUAUCCGUGUCAAAACCACGAACAGCACCGUGGAGGGAAUCAAUGUCCAGUUUGACUCUUCUUAUGACGUGCUGUUAGGGGCAAGACUUAACAUGGGUGAUCCCAUUACAGAGAACCUAACUGUCACCAAGGGGACAUUCUAUUCAUAUUUCACUGCCUUUGUUCGUCAGGACAUUCGUUCUGAGGGCUUAGAGUGCUUUACUCUGAAGAUAUCUGGCAUAGACGUCCCAGGAUUUCGUGAGAUAUCUGCCUGUAAUGAUGAUUAUUUUUGUCAACACACUGUUUGCAUAGAGGAUGAUGAUGAACCAUUUGUGGUGGCAUUUGUUGAGACAACGUACACUGUGACAGAGUGUGAUGGUCAGGUGGAGGUGUGUGUCAAUCUCACUCGACCUCAGACAGACAUUCUCGAUGAAGUGAUACAUUUGGAUGUAUCUACAAGUGACAUCUCCAGCUACAUUCCAUCUGGUUCCGUGCUAGCAAAUCCCGAUGUCCCUAGUUUUCUUGGGACCUACCCCAUGGCUCCAGGGACUGACUAUGAGAAACAAACACAAGGUCUCAGGGGCAGCUCUAUCACUGAGAGCUCAAGAGUUGUCUGUUACAAUCAGACAGUGUACUGUGACACACGACUGGAGCUCACAGAGUAUUUUGGCCUGAGUAUUGCUGUUAGAGCAUCGUCUACUGUCAGGACUGAAGUUGAUCCAAUCUAUGGUCAAACAGCUAUAAAAAUUAAGGAUGGUAGUAGCACUGCUGAAGUUUGUCUGGAAAACACAGUCUAUCGUAAUGUGGAUGAAAUAAUGGAAGUUUGUGCUGUUAUCAUGCACCCAGAGGAAAGCUGUCGUGUACAAUUUCCCUUCAGUGUUUCUCUAUCGACAAGUGAUGACUCAUACUCGAGGAUAUACUUUACAGAAUGUGAAACAAGAAGCUGUGUCAACGUAUCUAGGGCAUCAUUUCCAGUCUCACUAGAAAGAACCUCAGAUCUGGACCCCAGAAUCACGCUUUGUGCCAAGACAGCCAGAGUUGAACCAUUUGUGGUGGCGUUUGUUGAGACAACGUACACUGUGACAGAGUGUGAUGGCCAGGUGGAGGUGUGUGUCAAUCUCACUCGACCUCAGACAGACAUUCUCGAUGAAGUGAUACAUCUGGAUGUAUCUACAAGUGACAUCUCCAGCUACAUUCCAUCCGGUUCCGUGCUAGCAAAUCCCGAUGUCCCUAGUUUUCUCGGGACCUACCCCAUGGCUCCAGGGACUGACUAUGAGAAACAAACACGUAGUGCCAAUGGUCUCAGGGGCAGCUCUAUCACUGAGAGCUCAAGGGUUGUCUGCUACAAUCAGACGGUCUACUGUGACACACGACUGGAACUCACAGAGUAUUUUGGCCUGAGUAUUGCUGUUGGAACAUCUUCUACUGUCAGGACUGAAGUUGAUCCAAUCUAUGGUCAAACAGCUAUCAAAAUGAUGGAUGGUAGUGGCACUGCUGAAGUUUGUCUGGAAAACACAGUCUAUCGUAAUGUUGACGAAAUAAUGGAAGUUUGUGCUGUUAUCAUGCACCCAGGGGAAAGCUGUCCUAUACAAUUUCCCUUCCGUGUUUCUCUGUCCACUAGCGAUGACUCAUACUCGAGGAUAUACUUUACAGAAUGUGAGAACAGGAGCUGUAUCAAAGUAUCUAGGGCAUCAUUUCCAGUCUCACUAGAAAGAACCUCAGAUCUGGACGCCAGAAUCACGCUUUGUGCCAAGACAGCCAGAGUAUUUAGCGUUACUAUGGAGUUUGAGUCAGCAGUCUACACUUCGUCAGAGGAUGCUGGAUCAGUGACCGUGUGUGCUGUUAUCAGAGGAGAAAGUGCUGGAGAAGAAAUCAAUAUAAAACUUUUCACUGAGGAGCAAACUGCAAGAGCUUCAAGGGACUUCACCCAUUUGGAAUUCAAUUCAGUGAUUAGUGAAAGGAUGUGUAUGAGCAUCUCGAUCAUUGACAACUACCUGCCUGGUAGUGAUGUUCAUUUCUCAGUGAGAGCUACUAGCAGCAGUCACAGAAUACCACCAGCUACCACUACUGUUAUCAUAAUGGAUGACGAGAUUCCUAAUGGUUGCACAUACGAAAGUUGUCAAUGCAAGUCUCUCUGAAGAAGAAACUCGAGACGAGGUAGUUGUUGAGAUUGUCGAAGCCUUGGAGUCAGUUCUUGGGGGCAUUGGAUCAUCGCCACUGGGUAGUAUUUUAGGUGAUGGAGUACUGACUCCAAAUGAGACAUCGGAUGAACCCCCUCUUAGAAUUGUAUACACAGCUCUAGCAGAGGAGUUUGAAGUGAAAACUACAGAUGAGGGUUUCAAUAACUUCACAGAAGCAAUCACACAAAUCACAGAGGCCAAGGAGGCAGCAUGUGAGGGUGAGCAUGGUGUGAGUGAGGCAGAUAUCCCCAGCCUAGGGAGGGAGUACAGGUCACUGAGGGGUGAUAUCCAGGGAAACAUUGACAGAAUUCGAGACAUUUUUGGCAAGAUGCUGUGUCUAAGUGAGAGAAGCCAUGAAGCCCGGAGAAGAAAGAGAC
Geodia barretti is the source of this 3714-nucleotide messenger RNA. The record is from the annotation of a GenBank genome assembly. Lineage: Eukaryota; Metazoa; Porifera; Demospongiae; Tetractinellida; Geodiidae.